ACAUUAGUUAUAUAGGUGGUCAAGGAGCAAAACGAUAUAAAUAUAGAAAUUAGCAGUUUUCACUUAUGGCGAAUUUAAUACCAAGUUCCGAUUACUCAAAUGACUUUGACGCAAAUUGGUUUGUUGGCGCAUAUUAUUCUGAAGUUGAUGGGUGCCAGGAAGUAGGACAGUUUUUGCCCUUUAUAUUAACGGCAUUGCACGAUAUUUUCAAAUCUGGUAAUGUCCGUGGAAACACUCUAUUAGACAUAGGCACAGGGCCAACAAUUCACUCUGUCAUUAGUGCAUGUCCAUAUGUACAAAAGAUAAUACUGUCAGAUUAUUCUCAAGUGAAUAUAGACGCCUUACAGCAAUGGAAAGAUAACAAAGUACAGACCGGAAGUGCAUUAUGCAAAUUUAUACUUGACCUGGAAGGUGGCAAAUUUCACCAGACAGUUCAUGAACGAUUUGCAGAGAUUCGUAAUAAAGUCAGCGCAAUACUUCCAGUUGACCUGACAAAAUGUUCUUCAAUACAUCUUGGGAAUGAUUACCCUGAUAUAAUUGUUUCUAGCCUUUGUUUUGAAGUAGCAUGCAAAGAUGUUCACGAGUACAACAAAGUCGUUCAGUAUGUUGGAAGUUUAAUGGCCCAUGGCUGUCAUCUUGUUGUAGUCGGAGUAUUAGAAGAAACAUUUUACAGAGUUGGUAAAUUCAGUUUUCAUUGUUUGAAAAUAACAGAGUCUGAAGUAAAAACAGCAUAUACAACAAAUGGAUUUGAAAUAAAGACUUGGAAGGAAUAUAUUCCUCCGCCACGAACUGCAGAGGAGGCUGAAUUUUCGGAUUUCCAGAAAGCUUUUGUAAUGCAUGCUGUGAAAGUCUAAUCAUUCGAUCGAUUGUAGAACUGAAGUAUCACAGUUCGAAGCGAGUCCGAAAAAACUGACACAAAUUAGUUCUCAGCGAAUGUCAAAACAAUUAGCACUUAACAACAAAAUUUGUAUUAUAUUUCCCAUACAAACUAGACUUUAGAUUAGAUAAAUAUAAUUAGUAUAUAUAUAUAUAAAUGGUAUAAAUUCUGAUUUGUAACAAGUCUUUCCAAAUUCUAAUUGUUAUUUCUUUGCCAUUUAAUGUGGAAAAAUAUGUUUGAACGACAGCUUUUUUUUA
This is a messenger RNA of Mytilus trossulus (common blue mussel), 1134 nucleotides long. RefSeq names its product phenylethanolamine N-methyltransferase-like. Gene Ontology annotation, molecular function: N-methyltransferase activity. Gene Ontology annotation, cellular component: cytosol. The transcript has 3 exons. NCBI's taxonomy places the organism in Eukaryota, Metazoa, Mollusca, Bivalvia, Mytilida, Mytilidae. The record is from RefSeq and is a predicted model, not a curated record. The coding region runs from base 66 to 854 and encodes 262 amino acids.